Molecule: messenger RNA, 4148 nt
Organism: Bolinopsis microptera
Lineage: Eukaryota; Metazoa; Ctenophora; Tentaculata; Lobata; Bolinopsidae
Product: complement factor H-like
Exons: 15
Coding region: 7-3558 (1183 amino acids)
Source: RefSeq, a predicted model, not a curated record
CUUAGAAUGAGAAGGUGCUGGGUGUUGUUGAGUCUCCUGAUCUCCCCUCUACUCUGUAGCCUGACUUGUGACUCUGAAGGGGUGAAGUGUGUGGCAGACCCCUCUGGGUGUACUGCUGAUUGUGAUUACUUGCUCAAGUAUAAAGCUGCUUCAGCUGACACUACUCAGAUAGAGAUAUCAGGUAAGCUAUCUGCUCACAGUGUAUCGGGUAGUAACGUCUGGUUGGGAUAUGGGCUCUCUUCAACGGGAAGGAUGAGUGGGAUGACAGUGUACACUUGUCAGAAGUACGGUGAGAAAUACUCAGCGAAGAAAAGAGCUACAACUGGAUAUGGAGUCAGUUCCUCAACAACCGACGUGGCGACCGACGGAGUAGAAGGAAGUUUAGUAGAUGGAGCAAUGAACUGUAAAUUCACGAUUAAUAACUCCUUUCUUCCUUCUGGUGAUCUUAAGAUGGCUUACAGUGCCAUGGGUACAAUGUGGGGUGAGGAUGGUAUGAGUAAGCACUCCAAUACACCCAAAAGAUCAACCUCCAGUUUAUCUCUCAUUCAGCAAUAUACCGCUCCUACUGCUGGAUGCAGCAAACCGACUGUACCUAACGGGUCUGUCACACCCAGCUCGGCUACAGUUGAAUCUGGAGCUCAAUACACUGUGUCAUGCUCAACAGGGUUCACUUUAUCAGGCCCAGUUGAUGUUACUUGUAACGAUGGUGCACUGUCUGCUCUACCCACUUGUGGUCCUGCGUCCUGUAGUAAACCAAAUGUACAAGACGGAACAGUGAGUCCUGAUUCAGGAACUAUAAACUCCGGAUCAAACUAUGAAGUCACUUGUGAACAAGGAUUUACUUUAUCUGGAACCUCAACUAUAAUUUGUACUACCGGGCAACUUACAGAGUCUCCUACCUGUAAUCCAUCAUCCUGUAGUAAACCAAGUGUACAAGACGGAACAGUGAGUCCUGAUUCAGGAACUAUAAACUCCGGAUCAAACUAUGAAGUAACUUGUAAACAAGGAUUUACUUUAUCUGGAUCUUCAACUAUAACUUGUACUAACGGUCAACUUACAGAGUAUCCUACAUGUAAUCCAUCAUCCUGUAGUAAACCAAGUGUACAAGACGGAACAGUGAGUCCUGAUUCAGGAACUAUAAACUCCGGAUCAAACUAUGAAGUAACUUGUAAACAAGGAUUUACUUUAUCUGGAUCUUCAACUAUAACUUGUACUAACGGGCAACUUUCAGAGUCUCCUACCUGUACUGAGAACCCGCCCAAUCCUUGUAACAAACCCAGCAUAGAAAACGGAAAAGUCACCCCAAAAACUGACACAAUAGAGUCUGGGACAGAGUAUACAGUGAGCUGCUCUGAGGAAUUCAAAAUAUCAGGACCUGCUACCAUCAGGUGCUCUGACGGAACAUUAUCAGAUCUACCGAGUUGUACUGCUCUGAGAACCUGUGAAAUACCCUCCGUUACCGACAGUUCUAUCACUCCAGAUAUUGCUGCCAUCAAAUCAGGUUCAGACUACACAAUAAUAUGUAGUCCUGGGUUCACAAUAUCAGGACCCUCCUUAGUGUCAUGUUCUGAUGGACAACUAUCAACUCUCCCUACUUGUGUAGAGGAUACCCCUGAUAACUGUGAAAAACCUGAAAUUCCUCACGGAUCUGUUAAUCCGGACUCUGCUACAAUCACCUCCGGAUCUCAGUUAACAGUGACCUGUACAGAUGGAUUCACAAUAUCAGGACCCUCCCUAGUAUCAUGUACUGACGGUAUACUGUCCGACCUGCCUACCUGGGGACUUGGGGAAUUACCAUCCUGUAGUAAACCAAGUGUAGAAGACGGAACAGUGAGUCCUGAUUCAGGAACUAUAAACUCCGGAUCAAACUAUGAAGUAACUUGUAAACAAGGAUUUACUUUAUCUGGAUCUUCAACUAUAACUUGUACUAACGGGCAACUUACAGAGUCUCCUACAUGUAAUCCAUCACCCUGUAGUAAACCAAGUGUAGAAGACGGAACAGUGAGUCCUGAUUCAGAAACUAUAAACUCCGGAUCAAACUAUGAAGUCACUUGUAAACAAGGAUUUACUUUAUCUGGAUCCUCAACUAUAACUUGUACUAACGGGCAACUAUCAUCACUGCCUACAUGUACUGAGAACCCGCCCAAUCCUUGUAACAAACCCAGCAUAGAAAACGGAAAAGUCACCCCAGAAACUGACACAAUAGAGUCUGGGACAGAGUAUACAGUGAGCUGCUCUGAGGAAUUCAAAAUAUCAGGAGCUGCUACCAUCAGGUGCUCUGACGGAACAUUAUCAGAUCUACCGAGUUGUACUGCUCUGAGAACCUGUGAAAUACCCUCCGUUACCGACAGUUCUAUCACUCCAGAUAUUGCUGCCAUCAAAUCAGGUUCAGACUACACAAUAAUAUGUAGUCCUGGAUUCACAAUAUCAGGACCCUCCUUAGUGUCAUGUACCGAUGGACAACUAUCAACUCUCCCUACUUGUUUAGAGGAUACCCCUGAUAACUGUGAAAAACCUGAAAUUCCUCACGGAUCUGUUAAUCCGAACUCUGCUACAAUCACCUCCGGAUCUCAGUUAACAGUGACCUGUACAGAUGGAUUCACAAUAUCAGGACCCUCCCUAGUAUCAUGUAGUGACGGUAUACUGUCCGACCUGCCUACCUGUACUGAGGACGAUGAUUCUUGUGCGACACCGAACAUCCCGGACGGAACCGUCGGUCCAGACUUAGUUAAAGUCCCCUCGGGGUCUCAGAUAAAAGUGUCUUGUAACUCUGGAUUCGAGAUGUACGGUUCGGAGAUGGUAACUUGUUCUGACGGUGUGUUGUCUGAUCUACCUUCAUGCACUUCAGCUAACGAUAAUGAGACAGAAGAAGAUAAAACAAUUGAUGGUAAUGACACCGAUGAAGGGGAGAAAACAGAUGAAGAUGAAAAGAAAGAUGAAGGUGACAAGGAAAAUGAAGGAGACAGAGAAGAUACAUAUAAGUGCGAUAUUUUGUCGGGUUGUUACAGAUACCCUAGCAGUUGUACACCUCCAUCCUGUUCAUAUUCUCUCAGAUGGAGCCUGUCAUCACCUGGUGUCGUCAAGGUCGAGCAAACAGGGAAGCCAUCCGAGUUUUCGCUGACAAACACAAACAGGAUUUGGCUCGGUUUUGGUUUAUCUACUUAUGGUACAAUGUCUAACGCUGACAUCUACCUGUGUAAGAAGACUGAGGAAAAUUACUCUGUUGUAAAGGUUAAAGGUUACUCCCACGGAUUGACCAGAGAUUCAGCAGUCCAAGUAAAUGAUGGACCAGUGAAUGGAACGUUUGUGGACGGCGAGAUGUCAUGUAGUUACCAGAUAAAGACCUCAAACCUCCCCGAGAAGACUCAGACAUUGUUUCACGGCAUGGGUCCAGUAGAUAGUAGCGGCCUCGCCCAGACCCACUACAAGACUCCAACAUCUACUUCUUUUAAGAUCAGGCUAGCGAGCUCUGAUGUCGAAUCAGGAUCAGAGAGGGUCCGUUUGAACUCUUUGCUUUUAUUAAUCGGACUUAUAGUGUUAGUUUUCUGGAGGGGCUGAUAGUUUAUCAACUCAGACGAUAUUCGUCGAUACUUGCUGAUGAAUUAUAAUGUAUACAAAGAAAAUCACCAUGGGCUUUACCGUGACCCGGUCUAAUUCAUUACUUUCUUAUUAUCAUAUUUAUAGACGUUACUAUAUUCGCAUUAUAAUUCUUUGAAUAUAACUUUCAGAUUCAGAUUUUUAUUAGAUUAAGUUAGUUGAAAUUUGUAUAAUGUUGUUUGCUUGCUGAAUUGUAAAUAUUUAUUGAACUAAAUUAUUCUAUGCGUGCUGUCAGUGACCCAAAUCAGCUUCACCAACGCAAAUGGUCAGUGAUCGUGACCACUGACCUUCUGGAAUUACUUAAACCUACUCGUAUUAGAGAGUUUAGAGAUUUUAACAUUCAGUUUCAGGAAAUUUGAGACCGUUCGUUAAUAUUUUGUUUUAGGAGUUAUGACAUUUAUCAACGAUUGUAAAUUAUAUUAUAAGCUUUUGGAUGGAUUGUAUAUUAUAUUAAUAUUUAUAUACCAAUUACCAACUUAACGCUAAGAAUAAAUGUAACUUAACCUUCUUGUGUAUCGUUAUUUGCUCUAGAGUUUCGUAAUUAUUAUUAG